Molecule: messenger RNA, 956 nt
Organism: Brassica oleracea var. oleracea
Lineage: Eukaryota; Viridiplantae; Streptophyta; Magnoliopsida; Brassicales; Brassicaceae
Product: rac-like GTP-binding protein ARAC3
Exons: 7
Coding region: 1-792 (263 amino acids)
Biological process (GO): regulation of actin cytoskeleton organization; regulation of cell shape; small GTPase-mediated signal transduction
Cellular component (GO): cell projection; cell cortex; cytoskeleton
Molecular function (GO): GTPase activity; GTP binding; protein kinase binding
Source: RefSeq, a predicted model, not a curated record
AUGGCAGAGCACGUAGUAGGGAUGUUACGCGGAAGGUUUCUCCUCCCAAUCGGAACAUCUCUCUCUCUUCCUUCACCAAAAAAUCCUCUGCUCGAGUCUGAAGUCAACGGCGAAAAGUUGAGUGAUCCAAUGUUUAUAAAGUGUGCCACCGUCGGUGAUGACGCCAUCGGCAAGACUUGUCUACUCAUUUCCUACACUAGCAACACUUUCCCCACCGAUUAUGUGCCAACUGUAUUUGAUAUUAUCAGCGCCAAUGUGAUUGUCGAUGGGAACUCCAUCAACUUGGGGGUGUGGGACACUGCAGGACAAGCUGACUAUAAUAGACUAAGACGAUUGAACUAUCAUCUUACUGAUGUCUUCUUGCUCGCAUUCUCUCUUGUCAUUAAAGCUAGCUUUGAAAAUGUUGCUAAAAAGUGGGUUCCUGAACUCAGACAUUAUGCUCCUGGUGUUCCCAUAUUCCUUGUUGGGACAAAGCUUGAUCUUCGAGAUGAUAAGGAGUACUUGCUUGAGCACCCUGGAGCUGUGCCUAUAUCUACUUCUCAUGGUGUAGAACUAAUGAAGCUUGUUGGAGCUUUUGCUUAUAUAGAAUGCAGUGCAAAGACACAACAAGUAACUACAAAAUUCAACAUCAUUUUUAUAGUUUUCUUUCAGAAUCUUGCUGACGAGAAAACUCGUUCAAUUAUACAGAAUGUUAAAGCUGUCUUUGAUGUGGCCAUCAAAGUAGUUCUCCAGCUACCCAAAAACAAGAAUAAGAAAAAGAGAAAAUCUCAGAAGGGCUGUUCUAUAUUGUGAUUUGGAGAAGAAGAAACACGAAUCAACAGUUGACUAAUCCUUGUUUAGAAUCGAUUGUUUGUAGUCCUAAAAAGUGACAUACAGAAAACAGAUUUGUUAAGUACUGAAACUUCGAGUUUGUAUUCUUUCUUUGCACGCUGAAUCUGUAACUAUAUGAAUUCAUA